Molecule: messenger RNA, 3454 nt
Organism: Spirometra erinaceieuropaei
Lineage: Eukaryota; Metazoa; Platyhelminthes; Cestoda; Diphyllobothriidea; Diphyllobothriidae
Source: the annotation of a GenBank genome assembly
AUGAAGAGUAAGAGGAAGAAGAAGAAGAAGAAGAAGAAGAAGGAGGAGGAGGAGGAGGAGGAGGAAGAAGAAGAAGAAGAAGAUGAGGACGAAGAAGGGAAGUAGGGGACGAAGAAGAAGAAGGAGGAGGAGGAAGAAGAUGAGGACGAAGAAGGGAAGUAGGGGAAGAAGAAGAAGACGAAGAUGCAACUGGAACGGUACAGAGCUGUGAAGAGGUCAAAUGCUUGCGUUCGCAGAAUUAAUGAAUCUAGAGGAAACAAAUUCGUUUGCUUUUUCUUCUAGCAGCGCUCACAACCUUCAGUCACAGAUCCCUGGGACUGCCUGCUUUCACGCGAAUAUUGCACAAGUAAUGUUCCAUAAUGACCUGUCUUGUCUAUUCGAUAUUCUCUCAGACGUGGACCAAGGUUGCGAAUUGGGCACUGUCCUGUCUGCAUGCGUUUUUCACUCGCAUUUCUGACUAUAUCUGUGAGACGGGGACCAAGGUUGCGAAUUGGGCACUGUCCUGUCUGCAUGCGUUUUUCACUCGCAUUUCUGACUAUAUCUGUGCUUUGGAAGUCAAUAUUUAAUCUGUGGGCGAAGGUUGACUGGUUGGUGCUGUAGUAAGUAUAUCGCCACAGGGGAAUAUAUGUGUGAUUAUCUACAGAACGCCGUAUCCCUGAUGUGUUAUGUCCCUAAAAUAUUUUGGUUUUUUUCCCAAACGGUGAGAGGGUCCAAUUGUCAAUUAGGCAGAUUUGACCGAAUCCAACCCUGGCUGUCAAGUGAGCUUUGGCCUCAGUGUUUGUCUGGGUUUACAUAUGAUCUCCACCAACUUAAAUUAUGAGUAGACACGGAACGGAAUCCUACAGCCUAUAAUCCGAAUGCCGCGCGCACGGUUUUCUCGUCGACAGAGCACACGUCAAUCGAUUUGGCACGUAAUGUGCGACUUCCAGUCACCUUCGCCUUGACCAAUGACAACUCGCGGCUCCCCCUUUCCUGUGCCAACUAUCACCCAAUAAAAUCCUCUGUAUGUCACAAUCGGCCAAUCAGAGCCGGUGUGUGCGUGCGUGUGCAACGUAUGGGGCCACCGUAAAAGGCGGCGCUCGUAGCACUCACGGCAUUCCGUCUGUCUCUCGCUCUCCUGCUCUGGUUAUUACUCCAAAUGGCGCUCCAGGAAGCAGAACUUUUCGAAGACCAAUAUCCCCUGAUUCGAAGCUGUCCUGCCUUAAACGAACUUCGUCUUGCCCAAGACAUUAAAGACUUGACCAUAGAGGUAACUUCCCUUAGUCACGGCAGACAUUUGUGCGUGUUAGGUCAAGAACGGCGAUGUCCUUCACGUCCAUCGAAUAGUGCUGGCAGCUCGCAUUCCUUCUUUAAGAGCGUCUCUCAGUGGCCCCAUCGGGGAGGAGAAUUCGGUCUUAAGGUGGCCGACAGCGCCGCUCAGGUUGGUUCUUUAGGUUUUGCUUACAACUUUCAUAGUCUCGCAAAUGCGCUCGUCCAGUAUGUGUACACUGGCCGGGUGGAGAUGACACGGAACAACGUGAUGGGCCUGAUUGCGCUUGCAAGAAUGUUGGAACUCCCCGUCCUGAUGAAUUGGGGAGCGACAUUCUUGACCAAGAGGUACGCAAUUUCCCGACCAUUUCUCUAACUGCCUACUCCAAAGAGUCAAUUUAGAGAAUUUGCCAGCCACUUGGGACUUUGCCAAGUCUUUGAAUCUCGAAUUACUGACAGAUACAUGCAUCGGUCUGAUGGAAGAGCACUUUAAAGACUUUGUGUCAACUGAACUCUUUGUUCGUUUGCCUGCCGAAACCGUCCUCAGCCUGCUUCGAAGCGAUUACCUGUCCGUGGGAUCUGAGGAGGAGGUUGUUGAGGCCAUUGCUCGCUGGGCGGGCGCUGAUGCCGGUGGCAAGGCCGACGAUGAGAGGCUGAGAGUACACGCGCCGGCGAUGUUGAAAGAAGUUCAGUGGCACCUAACCGACGUGGAAUGCCGCGAUCGCCUGAUGAAAGAUUACCCAACAUUUGGGAUAGGUCCCGAAUGUCUGUAAGUUUAUGCUAUUUCAACCCUGUUAUUUUUUCUUAAUAAAAGUCAGCUUAUGCUUCAGACUGAACGGUGGAUUGGAGCUGCCGACAAGGAAAAGCUGGCCCUCCCCUUCAACUUAAGGUCUCGUCUGCGCCCGACGAUCUUCCUCUUCGAAAAGGAUAAAGAUGGUCAGGACAGGUGCUCUGUCCUUCGCACCGACCAGCACCUGCAGGCAGAACGCGUUGCUGACAUGAAGACUCGCCGCUGGCACGCCUCCUACAGCGUCGUGGGCGGUGAGUUGCCGAAGAGUUCUGCGUCUUCUCUUCUGCGCAUUUUGUCUGCUUUGGACUUUUUUGCUUGUUGAAGUCAAGCGCCUCUGUGUGCGACAGCAUUUGGUGUUUUGUAGGAAGAAUGUUAAGCAAAUAAAUCAGACUCUUGGGGAUUUUUUUGUAAGUGACGGACGUUUGUGUAUUUGUUUUUCCGAAAGAGACCAUUUUCGUUGUUGGAGGACAAGGGGAUUGCCGAGGGAUAGUUGAUGUUGACGAGUUUCUGGUGAGAGAAGGGCGCUGGCGCAAACGGGCGUCCCUCGCUGUUCGACGCCAGGAGCAUGCCGCUGCCGUCGUGAAGGUUCACGCCGCGGCCGCCGUCGACGGAGGGCAGACGCUGAUUGGCGUUUUUGGUGGCUGCUUCAAGGAAGGUGGCAACUGGACACGCCUCGCCUCCUGUGAAGUCUUCGACGUCAGUCAGGACAGGUGAGAAGGCGCUGGUUGUGACGCAUAAUUCUUGCAAACAAAAAUAUUUCUAUCCUUCUACUCACUUCCCACCCCGCUUGUCCUGAACAGAUGGCAUAAAUUGCCCGACCUGCCGGAGAAGAGGUCCGGUCCAGCUGCUGCCUGCCUGCCCGGCGACAGUCGGAUUUUUGUUUUUGGCGGUUACGAUGGCUCAUCCCAUCUUGCAUCCGUGGUCUUCUGUCAUCUUCGAGCAGACUGGCGGCAGGAGGCGACUUCAGCGCGCACCGCCGACUUUUGGCAGCCAGCUGCCGCCAUGAGAACUGCGCGACUGGGGCUCGCAGCGACGCCCUUUCGGGGAGCAAUUCUGGUCGCCGGUGGACGGAAGAGUGGAAAGACUCUCAACGUGGUGGAGAUGUUCUCACUGCCAGACGCCGGUAACCCCCUCGGCCAGUGGACAGAGCUGGCCGACAUGAAGCAGCCUCGCCGGUACUUCACUCUCCUCACCUCCGCCAAUGCCGUCUUUGCCCUCGGUAAGCCAACACUCAAUAAAAUGAAUUCUUUCUUUCCUUGCCUCUCUCUCUCUCUCAUGCCAUUCGUUUGCCUCAUCCGCGUAGCCAAUUUUACAAGAUACAAGAGCGUUAAGUCACCUGACAUGCCGUUGGAGGAUUUUCAUGCGCAGUGCACCAUUACAGCCAGAAGUGGUCGCCUCGCUGUGCAUACUGCCUAA